GUUUCCAACAUGGCGACCAGCCGGGUGCUGGAGAGGGAGGUCCAGGAGGAGCCGCGGCGCGCUGCCACCGCAAACCUCGACUUCUGCCUCCAUAAAUACUCCCUGCUCAUCAUCAUUGGACGGACAGCUCACCCCAAACACGCGGGACACACCAGAGGGGACAUUGAGAGAGGUAUCCGGUCAUGGGACGUCGACUUAAAAUCCUGUAACCUGAACCUGUUUCUUCAAGAGUUUCUCUCCCAUCACACAGCGUCUUUCAAGAGUGCAGGUGUUGGCUCUGCUGUCCAGAGACUCAGCGCACAAGCUGUUGAUUUUGGCUGGCCAAAGUGUGGAGGAGAGUGGAGAGUUGCUGUUUCACAAAGGGCUGUUCUCACCAAACCAGCUGAAAAAAAUACUAACAGAGCAGAUCAGGAAAUCCCUGCAUCCUCCUCCAAACUCAGCCUGACCCUCAGCUGUCCCAACAUCGGCCACUGGAGGAAGACUCUCUUGGGAAACCAGCCUCUGCAGGGUCCGUUUACGCUGCACGUCAACCCCCCAGAGGUGCUGCCUGCCAUGGAGGCUCUGGGGGAAUUCACCUCCCUCAUCUCUGGUACCCUCUCUCCUCCUUCUCCCUUCGAUCUCCUGCCUCCUCCCACCACUGUUGGUUUUCUCAAGCUGUCCCGGCCCUGCUGCUACGUUUUCCCUGCUGGCCGCGGUGACUGUGCCUUCUUUGCUGUUAACGGUUUCACGGUGUUGGUGGACGGCGGCUCGGACUCUCAGGCUUGCUUCUGGAAGCUGGUCCGGCACCUAGACCGGGUGGAUGCUAUUUUGUUGACACACAUCGGAACAGAGAACCUACCUGGGGUCAACACCUUUCUGGAGAGGAAGGUGGCUGAGCUGGAAAUCAGCUCCGAUGUCAAAGAUGACGCAUCUAAGAAGCUCAUCUCCCCAGAGCUCGGAGUGGUGUUCUUUAACGCCCCCAGCAGGUUGCAGAUGGAAGAACAGCCUUGUGUUGACAGUGUACUGAAGAGCACACAUCAAGCAGCCCUCACUCUACAGUUGUUAAAGAAAAUAGAUAUCAAACCACAUCCAUUGUUUCGACCACAAGUGAUCCCCAUCGAGCCCCUGACCCUGUUCCAGAAAAUGGGAGUGGGACAGUUGGAUUUAUACAUCCUCAACCCUGGCAAAACCAGUCAGGAGUACCAGACAUUCAUGCAGAACUGGCCUGAUGCAGUGUCAUCAGCACCCAAAUCCCAAACUCUCCCCCUCAACGCCCUGGCCUCAGUGUCCGCCCUGCUUGUGUGGCACCCAGCAUGUCCCCAAGAGAAGGUGGUCAGGGUGCUGUUUCCAGGUAUGACCCCUCAAGCAAAGCUGCUGCAGGGGCUGGAGAAGCUGAAGGGGCUGACCUUCCUCCAGAAACCCACCGUGACCACCGGAGAUCUGGAGAAGCUGGGGGAGGACAUACAAGCCAAGAGGACUGAGAGUCAGGACAGCGUGAAGUCCCAGGGGAAAGAGCCAGCACCCAAAUUUGGGAAGGAUCGGGGAGGAAAAGACGAGGGAAAGGACAAUGGAAAGGGGAAAGUAUUAAAUGGAGUUGCAACAAGAGAUGCUGACAAAAGCAGAAUCAAAGAGGCAGGUGCAAAGCAAAAAGCUGCAGCAUCAGAGAAGAAUACUUCAAAGAAAGGUGGAGGGAAGGAUGGGAAGAAGGAGGAGAAGCCUGGCAAUAAAGAGGAGAACAGUGUUGUCAGGAAUGAUCAAGGGAAAAAGGAAGUCAUCCCUCCUAAACCAAAGAAUGAAAAUAAAACUAAACUCAAAAAGGAAGCAAAAAAUGACUCUAAAACCGGGGCGAAGAAAACAAAGAAACCUUCAGGAAAAGAUGUAAAUAAUGGUAAGAAAACACAUGUAAACACUGAACUGCAGAAACACAACUCAACAAAAUCCAGUGCUGGGACUGUGUCAGAAACCCCAGAUCCAGAGAGUUUGGACACAAAUCAGCAAAAACUGAAGAAAGAGUCCAAAGAGAACCCAUGCAAUUCCAAAAUGUCGACCCCGGAGGACAUGACAGCUGAUUUUCUCCAGCUCCAGGCAGAAACGGAAAAAGAAGAGGCAGAGAAAGGAAAGAAGACAUGCAGUGAGUCAGGAAACAGAAGCAUCCCUGGAGGUCCAAACAACGAGACAGAUAAUGAGGCUGCCGAAGAAGAAGCAGCAGGUUGUGAAAAGAUCAUGGGAGGAGAGAGUGGUGAUAAUGGAGUGAAAGAAAAGCCUCAGACUUCCAAACCAGCAAAAGUUGUAGGGUUUCCAUCUCCCCUGAACAAGGCGCCAAUGAGUGAGCAAACAGCUCAGCAAGACAUAACUCCAACUGAAUACACUCUCCUGGACGGGGCUUUGAGAAGCAGCCCUCCGUCUCGAUCGUCUCCAGAUAACCAGGCCGCCAUCAGCCCUGAAGAGGAGACUGUAGAGCAAACCUCGCCUGAAUCCAGGGCAAACAGUGCCGGCCACACUCCGUACUGUCUGUCCCCGGAUGACGUGUGGUGCAACAGGGCGACUCUCAGUAGAUUACAGGCCCAAAUGGGUAACUUAGACUCAGCUGAUGUCAACCAACCGAAUGGGUCAUCCAAACAAAGUGAGGGGCAGCCCAAGACCACCUCAGAGAGCAACUCGAACACCAGAGAGAAGCAACUGAGCUUCCUCUCUCUGGGUUCAUUUAAAGACGGAUCUUCAGACCCCUCUCCUUCUAUCGCUACUACAACCACCACACACUCCAUGCCGGCAGAGGUGAGCUCGCCGCAGUCCACAGAAGUAGACGAAUCACUGUCCAUGUCCUUGGAGCAGGGACCAACCUAUGUGAGCCAGAGAGAGGGGGAUGACAGCGGCCAUCACUCCAACUCCAAUGGUGGACAUUUUGCAGGGGUGCCUCUACCAACGAAGAAGGCGCCAAGAUCCUCAGGACAGGGAUCAGAUAUGGGACGGCCUUCAGCGCCGAACACGCUUCAUUUUGAGGCGUCAGCACAUGAUGUUGAUCUGUGUCUGGUGUCCCCCUGCGAGUUCAAGCAUUUCAAAGCACCUGACCUCAGCUCAGAUGCAGGUGAGCCCUCCAGAGGAGCCUUUAAUCACGGUAACAACAACAACAAUCUAAAAGAUGCAUCCCCAAGCGAAUCAAACGCCCCUGCCUGCACCGAGGACUGCCCGUCCACCACAGCAGACGGAGCUCUAGACUCAGAUGAGGACGAGUCGUGCAGUGAGCCGUCUAAUUCCCCCCAUGACCGCUGCGCCAGUCGGGCUCUGCCUCAGGACCCGCCUCCAGCUCCUCUCAGGGAUAGUCCGCCGCUGCCUCCACAUCCAGACAGCUCUAUGCCGGUUCCACAGUCUGACUCUGAUGCUCAUGGGAAGAGAGCAAAAGCAGCCAGCAUGCGAGGAAAAAAAAUGCCAGUGGUUAUUGAAGCGUCCCAAAGAUUAGGCUCAGGUAAAAGCAGGACAGGGAGUCAAAGUGGAGUCACAAAGGUCUCUUUGACUCGCACUCCUUCCUCUAGCAACCGUUCAACACCAGCUAAAUCAUCACCAAAUCCAAGCUCUAAAUCUACCUCCAAUGGGGAAGUCAGCGUAUAUGUAGACCUGGCCUACAUCCCCUCUGGAGCCUCCUCUUCGACAGUCAACGUGGACUUCUUCAGGUGUGUUCGCUCCUCCUGCUACAUCGUCAGUGGCGACAGUCCAGAAAGAGAGGAGCUGUUGAGGAACACGUUGGAUGCACUGCUGGAUGGAAAGAUGUCCUGGCCUGACAGUGUGCAGGUCACAGUGAUCCCUACCUUUGAGUCGAUGCUGAUGCAGGAGUGGUACCAGCAGACUCUGGACCGGCAGAGGGAGCUGAGCAUCACCGUGCUCGGAUCCAACAGCACUGUUGCCAUGCAGGACGAGACCUUUCCAGCCUGCAAGAUCGAGUUUUGAGGAAGUCUUGGGCAUGCAGCGACAGGAACAUUUCUGAGUGGAUGAUGACAUGAGAGACUCCCCCUCUCUUUCCCUGGCGAAUCAUUUUUGUGGGCGACUUUUACACCCAAAUUUCUCUUCAUCCAAUGGGAACACAUUCCUGUGAGGAGUGUUGCAUGUUUUUUUUUUAGCCUAUGACCCUGUGCAAAACAGGAGAGGAGAACAAACUGUCUGCAAGAGAUGCAUGUCGGGCUGCCAACAUGUUGAUCCACAUGAGAGCUGUAGAUUAGUAAAUAAAGUUAGCAUACACAGGGUUAAGAAGGUGCAAUGUAUGGGCUUGUCUUUUUAAUACAGUCAGCUCUGAGGUGCAAUAGUAGUUUUUGUUAUAUCAAGGGGGCCAUUUUGCUGCUUUAGAUGCAUAUUUUUUUGCAUUUGAUUUAAAAUCAGGUUGCUCCUGACUGCAUUAAUUGCAUUUUGUUUCUAGUAUUUGCUACAAUUGUAUUUAUCUAAUGGACGCAGACGAUGUCUGUAUCAUUCUAAGAAAGUCUGACAUUGUGCUUAUAAUGCAGUCACAUUCUCAGUGUGUGGUCAGGUGUGUUGUGAGCACUGUAGGCAGACGUGAGGUGAGCUGUGUGUUCUACCCGCUUUCAUGUCCGUGUGACCUCAUGGUCGACCGUGAGAUUGAAAGGACUCAGAUUCGACGUAUCUGACAAUAUUGAGUGAUAAUCUCCCACUGGAUAUGAGAUUACUCAAUCUGAGUGUGCAGAGUUAAAUCCAUCAAAAGGGAUUAGAAGAGGACCGGAUUAGACUUAAUGGCAUUACAGCAAUCAUCUUAUUAAAAAUGAUAAUAUUUGUAAUCCGUUGCUGCUGCUUAAAUCAUCAGGAAUCAGAAAAUGAAUGCUUGAAAAAUUACUUGUUAUUUACUUGACUGUGAUUAUGAUCAUACAGUUUAUUGUACACUAAUAAACUGCAUACACACUUGGUGUAGUUAAAGGGGAUGGCAAUGACAUCUUCACAGUUGUACUUUGUAUAUACUAAAAAAAGUGAAAGAUGAAUAAUUACAUUUUUUUUAAUUUUUGGAAAAUAACCCUGACACCGAAGGAUCCAAUAUCUAAAUGCUAUAAUUGGUGAACGUAAACAGUAAGGCAUUAUCAGAUGGGUCCAUGUUAAUGCAGAAAGUCACAGAGAGUGAAGAGUAAAACGCUUGUUCUAUUUGUAAAUGAAAUCAAAAACAAUGGCAGAUUAAAAUUCCAAUAAAUUCCUGGCAUGAUGAAUUUCAUACAGUUUAAAAUGUAUAAAUAGUUCUAUUUAACUUGAUAACUAAUGAAUGAUUUUACUGCGCUUAUAAUGAAGCAGCCCCUGAAAAUAUAGAACUGCUUUCACUCUCAGCACAAAAAACUAAAUUGACUCAACUCUAACACUUCUUUCAAUAGGAACCAAAUUAGAUACAUUUUCCUUCUAUUAUUAUGAGUAAAAUACAGAGACACUUUGUAAAAAAAAAAAUCUGGAUCAUCCGUCUGAAUGUCCUAUUAUUCUUGAGGGAUGUAAAGUGAUCAUCUUUUUUUGCAGUUUUUCCCGUUUAAAGGAUUAGUUCACACAAUUGUGAAUGUGGCAUAAAGUCUCUUUUAUACCAAAGCAUGACAUCACACACGCACACACACACACACACACACACGCACACACACACACACACACACACCACCAACUAUUUUCCUGUCCAUCUGAAUGCUGCCUCCACAUUAUAUGUAUGCACUGUGAAACUUUUAAAUUGACAUGCUCAAUGUUUUGAGAUUUCUCUUUUUGUGCAUCCUUUGUCUUUAUUUUGUUAUUUUCUCAACUGUGUAUGCCACACGUGUUUGUCACAAUCCCUAAAACAACACCCAACAUCUUACACUCUGCUAAAGGAUGCCAAAUUAAACAAACAAUUGGUUAUUGAGUAGUUAUGGGUAAAAAUGGCUUGAACCCCACUGUAGCCAAGUGAAUUGUAACUAUGUGUAUCUGUUCGCAUGUAUUAAAUACUGUAUGUACUGUAUGUUGUUUCAUUCAUGAUAUUCAUGAAGAAGACAGAGGGCAAAGCACUGUGGGAGAGGGUGAGAUUGAGGUUAAAAAAACAUCACUGCAGGGGUUGAACAUGGACAGUCUUUCACUUUGUAAUUGUAUGUACGCACAGUAACAAUGUCAAAUAUGUGGGCUUUGGGGCUGGGACUAAUGUAUGAAUAAAGAAUGUGCAUCACCAUCCAA
Notolabrus celidotus (New Zealand spotty) is the source of this 6141-nucleotide messenger RNA. Its product is annotated as microtubule-associated protein 1S-like. Gene Ontology annotation, biological process: regulation of microtubule depolymerization; microtubule cytoskeleton organization; dendrite development. The record is from RefSeq and is a predicted model, not a curated record. The transcript is spliced from 10 exons. Lineage: Eukaryota; Metazoa; Chordata; Actinopteri; Labriformes; Labridae. Gene Ontology annotation, molecular function: microtubule binding; actin binding. Gene Ontology annotation, cellular component: neuronal cell body; microtubule; microtubule associated complex. The coding region runs from base 10 to 3921 and encodes 1303 amino acids.